GUACUUCGUUGAUACUCGUUGCAUCGAAGCUGUCAUAUUUCGCGAAUUUUUCUUCCCAAUCGCACCAAGUGGAAAAAGCAGCAUACGAGAUGGCUCUACGUGGUUUCAGCUUGCCCAUGCAGCGUCAGCUGUUGAAACAGAUGAUUAAAACUGUCCAAAACGGCAGCGUUGCCUCCGUUCACACAUUGGAUAAAAUUGGUAACCGCGAAAUUGUCGGACACGGCUUGAAUGGUAGCGCUUGUUAUGUUGACCGUACAGAUUACCCAAUGCCUGCGAUUCGUUUCCGUGAGCCAACCAACGAAAUUAAAGCACUCCGCGAAAAGGAGAAGCAAGAUUGGAAAAAGUUGAGUCAUCAGGAAAUCAAAGCCCUCUACCGUGCUAGCUUCUGCCAAACGUUCGCUGAAAUCCAAGCACCAACUGGUGAAUGGAAACAACAUGUGGGUAUUAGUCUUAUCUUCACGGGUUUGGCCAUAUGGAUCGCCAUUUUUAUGAACUUAUUUGUUUAUGAUGAGCUACCAGUUACCUUCGACGAAGAGCACCAAAAGGCCCAAUUGAAACGUAUGAUUGAUUUGGAAGUCAAUCCCGUCACUGGUUUGGCAUCCAAAUGGGAUUAUGAAAACAAUAAAUGGAAGAAUUAGAUAAGUUAAGUGUGCUGGUCCGUGAUGCUUCUGCACCAUUUAUAAGUCUAAAGCAAUGAAACCUAGCUGAAUAUACAUCAUUUGAAAAUUAAAGUAUGCAGCAAGCAAAUCUUGUUUUAAAAUUAUUCGACUAAGCUAUUUCGUUGAAUGAAAUACACCUAAAUCAAUAGCUUAACAAAGAAAUUUAUGAGGAAAAGUAUUGAAAUAGGUAAAAAUUACAAUUCUACCUAUAUAAACGCACUUUAAUGCUAAUAAAAAGGCGCUUCAUUCGACAAAAUGU
Messenger RNA from Rhagoletis zephyria (snowberry fruit fly), 918 nucleotides. RefSeq names its product Cytochrome c oxidase subunit 4 (gene COX4). Lineage: Eukaryota; Metazoa; Arthropoda; Insecta; Diptera; Tephritidae. Gene Ontology annotation, cellular component: respiratory chain complex IV. Gene Ontology annotation, biological process: mitochondrial electron transport, cytochrome c to oxygen. The record is from RefSeq and is a predicted model, not a curated record.